AUGGGGCUGAAUAAAAAUCUGUAUUCCCAUCCUGAGUAUAAGGAGUAUUUCUGGGACUUCAUAUUGGAAAUAGAGUGCCAGGUUGAACAAGAAGACCCUAAUAAGCUUGCUACCAGCUGGCCAGACUACUACAUUGACCGCAUCAAUUCCAUGGCAGCAAUGCAGACUUUGUAUGCUUUCGACGAAGAAGAAACAGAAAUGAAAAAUAAAAUAGUUGAAGACUUGAAGACAGCUCUGCGGACUCAGCCCAUGAGGUUUGUGACCAGGUUUAUUGAGCUGGAUGGCCUGAGCUGUUUGCUGAACUUCCUGAAGAGCAUGGACUAUGAGACCUCAGAGAGCCGUAUACACACAUCCGUUAUAGGGUGUAUCAAGGCACUGAUGAACAACUCCCAAGGACGGGCUCAUGUUCUGGCCCAUCCAGAAAGCAUCAACAUCAUCUCCCAGAGCUUACGGACUGAGAACAUUAAGACCAAGAUUGCUGUGCUGGAGAUCCUAGGGGCUGUCUGCUUGGUGCCGGAUGGUCACAAAAAGGUCUUGCAAGCCAUGCUUCACUACCAAGUCUAUGCUGCAGAAAGGACAAGAUUCCAGUCAUUGUUAAAUGAGCUAGACCGAAGCAUGGGGCGAUACCGUGAUGAAGUAAACCUCAAAACAGCCAUCAUGUCCUUCAUCAAUGCUGUUCUGAAUGCAGGUGCUGGUGAGGACAAUUUGGAGUUCCGACUACACCUACGAUAUGAGUUUCUAAUGCUGGGAAUUCAACCUGUCAUUGACAAGCUAAGAGGACACGAGAAUGCCACACUGGACAGACAUUUAGAUUUCUUUGAGAUGGUCAGAAAUGAAGACGACCUGGAACUUGCCAAGCGGUUUGACCUGAUCCACAUUGAUACAAAAAGUGCCUCUCAGAUGUUUGAGUUGAUCAAGAAGAGAUUGAAGCACACAGACGCCUAUCCCUAUUUGUUAUCCAUCCUCCAGCACUGUUUGCAGAUGCCAUAUAAGAGGAAUGGAGGAAACUUCCAGCAGUGGCAGCUGUUGGACAGAAUACUCCAACAAAUUGUUCUUCAGGAUGAACGAGGAGAUGAUCCAGAUAUAGCUCCAUUGGAAAACUUCAAUGUCAAAAAUAUCAUUAAAAUGCUGGUGAACGAAAAUGAAGUCAAGCAGUGGAGGGAUCAGGCAGAGAAGUUCCGGAAAGACCAUGCCGAGCUGAUGAGCAGGCUAGAGAAGAAGGAGCGGGAAUGUGAAACAAAGACCCAGGAGAAAGAUGAAAUGAUGAAGACACUGAACAAAAUGAAGGACAAGCUGCAGAAGGAAUCCUUGGAGCUGCGCCAAACCCGAGACCAGAUGAAUGACCUGGUGGCUCAGCUUAAUGAGUUCUCGGAGAGGAUCCAUGGCACAAUCUGGAAUGAGAUUGAUGAUUUAAAGGCAUUCAAGGUGCUGGAUCUAGAAGAUUUUGAAAAGAUGUUCUCCGCAUAUCAGAGACACCAGGACCUGCUAACUAACCCCUCCUCCUGUAAGCAGAAAGAGAUGGGCUCAACAGAAGACCUUUACCUCUCCACACGAAAGGUGAAAGAGCUCUCUGUGAUCGAUGGCAGGAGGGCCCAGAAUUGUGUCAUUCUCCUUUCCAAGCUGAAGCUGUCUAAUGAAGAAAUCAGACAAGCAAUACUGAAAAUGGAUGAACAAGAAGACCUAGCAAAAGAUAUGCUUGAGCAGCUACUGAAGUUCGUUCCUGAAAAGAGUGAUACUGACCUGCUGGAGGAGCAUAAACAUGAAAUCGAGCGCAUGGCCCGGGCGGAUCGUUUCCUCUUUGAGAUGAGCAGGAUUGACCACUACCAGCAACGGCUGCAGGCAUUAUUCUUUAAGAAGAAGUUUCCAGAGAGGCUGGCAGAAGCAAAACCAAAAGUGGAAGCCAUUCUUCUGGCAUCCAAAGAACUCAUCCGAAGCAAGCGUUUGAGGCAACUCCUGGAGGUAGUUCUGGCCUUUGGGAAUUACAUGAACAAGGGCCAAAGGGGAAGUGCUUAUGGCUUCAAAGUCUCCAGCUUGAACAAAAUUGCAGACACCAAAUCCAGCAUAGACAGGAAUAUUACACUGUUGCACUACUUAAUUAUGAUCUUUGAAAAGAAUUAUCCAGAUAUCCUAGAUAUUCAGUCUGAGUUGCAGCAUCUUCCAGAAGCAGCAAAAGUCAACCUGGUAGAGCUGGAGAAGGAAGUCAACAACAUAAAGACCGGAUUGAAAGCUGUUGAAGCUGAACUGGAUUAUCAGAAGAGACGCAUGCGGGAAUCAGGGGACAGGUUUGUUCCCGUCAUGAGUGAUUUCAUCACUGUGGCCAGUUUCAGCUUCUCAGAGUUAGAAGAUCUUCUCAACGAGGCUAGAGACAAGUAUGCCAAGGCACUGAAGCAUUUUGGAGAGAGCGAGGGCAAGAUGCAGCCAGAUGAAUUUUUUGGCAUCUUCGACACUUUCUUGCAGUCAUUUGCAGAAGCCAAGCAAGAUCUGGAGAAUAUGAGGAAGAAAAAGGAAGAGGAGGAGCGCAGGGCACGCAUGGAGGCCAUGCUAAAAGAACAGAGGGAAAAAGAGAGGCGACAAAAGAAAGCAAAAGCUGGAAGCAUCUCUGAAGAGAGUGGGGAGUUUGAUGACCUGGUAUCAGCAUUAAGGUCGGGUGAAGUCUUUGACAAAGACUUAUCCAAGCUCAAGCGUAACCGCAAGCGUUCGGGCAACCAAGGCUUAGAGACAAGCCGGGAGCGGGUGGUGACAAAGCUAAAUUAUUAACUACAAGAGGAAGAAAAAUAAUCAACCAAAAGAAGGUGAUGAAAAAGUGAAAAACAAGGAAGAUGAAUGUGUGUGAUGGCGCCUGGCUGACAGCUGCCCCAAAGGAUUUCUUUGGACUGUGGCUAGAGUUGUUACCUUUCCAUGAUCGGCUUUCCUCUCAUCCCUCUUCUGUGCUCCUAAUUUGAACCAAUAUAAAAGUGCCUCUGUUGAGCCAGCAGCCCCUGUGACUGGGCCAUGCAGAGCUGACAGGUUUGCUUCUAGGAGUUUGUUGUGUCAUCAAAGGCCUCAUGGUGAUGACAGAAAGUACUUGGGCCUUGCAGAGGGCCUAACAGAUGGAACAAGAUAAUUUUCUGUGUGCCAAAGUAAAAAAUAGUCAUGAUCUCCAACUUGCUGAUAACAAGGAAGACUAAUUUCAGAGCAGCUCUGUAAACACCUGUCACUUCUUCAGGAUGUAGACUGGCCUUCAGGGGUUUGUUGAGAUGUGGUUCUUGAAGUUUCCAAUUCCCUUCUAGAAUUGGAUUUUAUAAGCCAUUGAUUAGCACCUGAAAAAUUCUUUUGCGCUCAUGUCCUGUGUAGUAUUUUUGUGUGGCCUACACUGUCCAAAGUGAUGCUUAGUAGGAAGUCUUCAGAUUCCGGAACAAAUUGAAAUUCAAGAAUCAGGAUCAACAUAGAAUAAUUCGCAGAAGUGUUUUGGAUUCUGCUUUUCUAGAAGGAAUUUUCUGGAAUUUCUUGGUGGUUGAGUCGUGAAGCUAUGAAAUGCAUCUUCUCAGAAAGAAGCUCUGGCUUUUUUUUAGAAAAAUAAGCCACUGUCAGGCUGGGAUUACAAGACUGUGGAGCCUGUUGUCAUUGCUGGAGGCUGAGAGUGAAUCAGUGGAAAAUUUCUUACCUGUUUGUGCAAGAUUUCUUAGUGCAUCCCAAUGGAAAUCGGGAGCUCCUUUGUAUCAUCCGUAGUCUCAAGCAAAAGCAAACAGGGUCACUGCCUGCAAGAAAUGAGAUUUCUUUUCCACUUGAUGCUAGCUGUGAUUGCUGUUGGCAUGGACUGGUCUUUCUGUCUAACAGGCCGACCUUCACUGUACGUGCCCCACUCCUACCGAGGGGAAUCACUUAGCUCAGUAAGAUAUGAGUGGUGUCAAAGAUGAGCCUUGGAGCCCAUGGACUUUUUCAUUGUGAAGAGAUCAUUUGGAAUGAACCAAAGGAGAGUCCCAUAAUUAAAGCUGAAAGUUUUUCCAGGGGGACCCGGAAUUGUGUAAGCAAAGCAGGCUUUAGAGAUGGGUUAGUUCAUGAGGAAAAAAAUAAAUUUGUAUGUAAGCUUCAUGUAUGAAGCACACAGCAGAAAAGCAAAGAACCCAAGAAGAGGCCUGAAUUCUGUGUGUUUUCAUGGCUCUAAGAAAGGGAUUGGACUGUGUGGGCUAUCAUGGGCGUUUUUUUGUAAUUCUUUUUACUUUUUUGUUUUUCAUCUUGUCUUCUUUUUUUAUUAUCUUCCCUGGAGAAGGAAAAGAGGAAAAGAAAGAAUGGUGAUGGAUUCUUCCUCCUAGAUAGGAAGAAAGAGAGAACAUUUCAGAAGAGAGACCCACCAUCUACAAACUAUGCAUCAUUAGUCAACAGCACAAAAUGUCAAGGAAUCCCAGGGAAGUGGAAAAAAGCUCUAUUUGUCACUUUAAUAAUUUGGUUUGAUUUUUCUCUGAAUGUCACUUAACCUCAGGCUCUGCACUGAGUCUGCAGAACAGAACUUCCUCUGCAAUGCACGCUGCCUGAUCAGUAUUAUACACUACGAUAUUGGAGAAGCAAACUGUGUUGGUUUUCUGAACACUUUGAAAGCUAAGUAAUUAUGUAAACUAUGGAAAGAAGCAAAAAAUUCAGAAUUGUUAAACUCUAAUGUUUCAUUGUUUACUGAAUUUUGAGUCUCCCACCCCAGAACUUCCCUAUUUACGACAUUCCAGACUGCCGCGCCUCUGUAUAAUACUCAUCGUAAAGAGCUGGUAUCUUACAAGAGCUGGGUGCAUUCUCUUCCCUUACUAUCCCACUCCCCUUCUGGGAUUAGCUAUUAACAGCAAUGCCUAUUGCAGUGGACACAAGCACCUUGUAGAAGAAAGACUGUAUUUCAUAAAGGGUUUUGAAAGUUUAAGAAAAACUCUCACUUUUUUAAGCAUUUUUAUUUUAAAUUACAAAGUGGAUUUUUAGAAAUGUCUCUUGUAAAUUAUAUUAACAAGCUCCUUGCUGCUCCCUGAGAUAGACAUGCUAUAUAUCCCAGCCCCUUUGUUUGUCUUGUUUUAAAGCACGCCAUGUAACCUAUGCCAUGUAAGCCAUAUGAGAGGUGGUAAUAUGUGCCAAAUUGGUAUACAGUUGAGUUUAGAUUUGGAUAAUCCCUGAAUUCCAAAGAUUAUGCUUUUAGGGAUUAGAACGUUGUAGGGUUUUUUUCCCCCUCUUUGUUCUCCCUGGGUUUAGGACUCACCCAGAAAUUCAGGUGUGGUGCCAAGGUCAGCCCUGGUGCAAGACGAUGUGACUCAUAGCUCUGUGCAAGUGCAGCUGCUUGCUUGCUCCCCAGGUACUUGCUUGAUAAGGCAGACUGUCAGCCUGGCAGUGCUGUCAGAGAAGAAACACCUCAGGGCAAACACUUUGAAUACACACCAUUUCCCCCGCCCUGUAUUUGUCAAACCAGGCUUGUGCUGUGCUUUUUGAAACUGAAGUCACUUUGCCAGGCCACAAAUGUAGCAAAAGCAGAGAGAGUGAUAUACCCCUCUGUCCCUUUGUGUACAGUUCAACCCUGAUCUAAAGAGAUCCUGUAUGAUGGUACGCAGCAGCGCUCCAGUGACACUUAAGAGUCCAAGAAAGCUGCUAUAGUUUUGCCACCUCUUUGACUCAUACAUAAAUAAUGAGAGAUUGUGCAAUUCCUGUAAAUCAGCCCUGGUAUAUUUACAGGGAUGGACAGAAAGCUCGAAGUCAUGCCCCUGAUUCAUCAGCAAAACUUUCUCAGCACUCUAGUGCCCCAGACUCCUGUUUUGAAUCUGUGAUGGUGGCUGAAAGCUUUGUUCAGUGUGGUGGACAGUCCCCCUGGCUCUUGACUCCGUGGUGAAAGUUCAUAAAUAAGGUUUUGGAUAUGCUCAGUUUCACAUUGAGGGAAGCACUGAUUUCACAGAAGUGGUGACAACCAGAGAGGCCCAUUAAUUACUGUAUGAGAUGAGGCUGCCCAUGCAGAAGAUAAGGAAAAAUUUGGCUCUGCUGUAGGGCCUGGUGUCAGAUUCUUGCUGAAGCCAAGUUUAUCUUGGUUCUCAUCUCUUGGGUCCUGUGAGUACAUCUAAUAUUCUGUUCUUCAGCAGUUGUGGUAGAGCUGCUGAGUGCUGAAGGAUAAAGGAAGAUCUUACUCUGAGCAGGAAUAGCAAGCAGUCCAAGG
Empidonax traillii (willow flycatcher) is the source of this 6148-nucleotide messenger RNA. RefSeq names its product dishevelled associated activator of morphogenesis 2 (gene DAAM2). Bases 1 to 2757 code for a protein of 918 amino acids. The transcript is spliced from 23 exons. The record is from RefSeq and is a predicted model, not a curated record. Gene Ontology annotation, molecular function: actin binding; small GTPase binding. Gene Ontology annotation, biological process: actin cytoskeleton organization; negative regulation of oligodendrocyte differentiation; regulation of non-canonical Wnt signaling pathway. Lineage: Eukaryota; Metazoa; Chordata; Aves; Passeriformes; Tyrannidae.